AAGUAUUUAAAGAGCUUCACACAGAGGUUCUGGCCCCAUGCACAAUGGCUCUGAAGACACUGUUGCACAUUUUGGCCCUUGGGAACCUUCUUUUUGCAGAAUCUGGUGCGCAGCAAAAUGUUUGUGGCAUCGCUCCUUAUAACCCGAAAAUAGUUGGAGGUGUAGAUGCUUCACCCACAAGUUGGCCCUGGCAGGUCAGUCUGGAGCUUUCUGGUAUGCACUGGUGUGGGGGCUCCCUAAUCAACAAAAAGUGGGUGCUGUCUGCUGCUCACUGCGUCACUUGGACAACACCAUCCAUGUGGGAGGUUUCUCUAGGGCGGCAGAAGCUGAAGUGCGGAAACACAAGAACCGAAGCCUCCAGAAAGAUCAUUAAAAUCAUUGUACACCCCAAGUUCAAUAACAGUACCUUUGAAAAUGACAUUGCACUGUUCAGACUGUCUUCAUCAGUAAAGUUCACAAACUACAUCAGACCUGUGUGUCUGGCAGCGAGUGGCAGCGAGUUCAGUAACGGCACCGCUAGCUGGGUCACCGGCUGGGGAAAUGUAGCAGAGGGAGUGCCUCUAGCCUCUCCGCAAACCCUUCAGGAAGUUAAGGUACCAGUUAUAGGAAACAGACAGUGCAACUGUUUACUUUCAGCUCAUAGCAUCACGGACAACAUGAUCUGUGCUGGUGUUCUUCCAGGAGGCAAAGAUUCUUGUCAGGGAGACUCAGGAGGUCCGAUGGUGAGUAAGCAAGGCUCACGCUGGAUCCAGUCUGGAGUUGUUAGUUUUGGCGAUGGCUGUGCUCGGCCCAGGCUGCCUGGAGUAUAUGCCAGAGUUUCUCGUUACCAGUCUUGGAUAGACUCCCACAUCAGAUUUAAUAAACCAGGCUUUGUCCAAUUCAUCUCCAGCGGAGUGGAUCCUGACAGAACCUUCACCUGUCGAAGCCAGGAAUCUUUUUCCAAAUAACAAGAACCAAGGCCUUCAAGCUUCAGUUGCCGGAAAUGUUUUUUCCACCCGAAGCCCUUUGAAAAUUUCGCCAAGGCGAUAAAAUGUUUUUAACUUAAUAUUAAAGAAAAUCUGUUUUUCAAAUGUUGCUUUAAUAAAAACUC
Molecule: messenger RNA, 1090 nt
Organism: Girardinichthys multiradiatus
Lineage: Eukaryota; Metazoa; Chordata; Actinopteri; Cyprinodontiformes; Goodeidae
Product: prostasin-like
Exons: 6
Coding region: 45-947 (300 amino acids)
Biological process (GO): proteolysis
Molecular function (GO): serine-type endopeptidase activity
Source: RefSeq, a predicted model, not a curated record